Molecule: messenger RNA, 510 nt
Organism: Naumovozyma dairenensis CBS 421
Lineage: Eukaryota; Fungi; Ascomycota; Saccharomycetes; Saccharomycetales; Saccharomycetaceae
Exons: 1
Coding region: 1-510 (169 amino acids)
Source: RefSeq, a predicted model, not a curated record
AUGGUUUCAAUACAAACAAAUAUGGCUGAUGCUCAAGACCGCCAAUCUAUUCACUUUAAUGAACACCAUCGUGUUACAAACUUCAAGGUUGGCGACUCAGUACUGGUUCAUAAGGAUGCCUACAACAAUAAACCUUUUACCAAAUUCCACCACUUGUGGUAUGGUCCCUUCAAGAUUAUUGAAACAUUGGGUGACCAAACCUACAGACUAAACUCUCAGCUUGGUAAUCGUCGUACCAACACCUUCCACGUUCGAAGACUCAAGUUGUAUAACCACCGUCAAGAUAAUGCCUAUAAUGUUCCACAUACUGACUAUAAAAAUAAAUUACAUCUCAUCGAACGUGUUGUUCGUAUAUUCCGUAAUAGUACGUGUGAAGUCCAAUGGUCAAAUGCCGAAACAUGGGAUACUAGCAUCAUUCCACUCCACAUCAUUUUCAACUCUGAAUACCGUCACCUACUCGAUCCAUAUUAUAAUCCAUCCACACAAGAAAUUACCGUCACAUCCUCUUAA